Messenger RNA from Effrenium voratum, 864 nucleotides. The record is from the annotation of a GenBank genome assembly. Lineage: Eukaryota; Dinophyceae; Suessiales; Symbiodiniaceae.
AUGGCAGUCCCGGUGUGGACAUCCCAGUUCCGGAAGAAGGAGCUCCUGAAGCACGAACAGCAGCUCAACUGCCAUGGAUCAGCCUUCAAGAAGGUCUCUCGCCUGGACACGGACAAGCUGAAAUCAACAGACACAUCAGGUGUGAAGCUGUUGGUUACAACGCUUGGUGGUUCCUGGGGAAAGACCGAUUUGGAGGAGCGCUAUGAGUACUUCGAGAAGGCCCUCUACCAGACUAUUCAGAAGUCGGAUGGGAGCAACGACAGCUACUUGGCUCGCCAUGAUGCUAACUUCGAAGAGUUGCUGGCUGGGUCCACGACCUUGGAAGAAGUGAGAGCCUAUGUCUUGCUGCGACAAUCCAAUCUGAAUCCGGAGGACAAGAAGAAGAUAGCGGUUGAGCAAUCGGGUAAGCUUCAGUAUGAGCCGGUGGCCAAGGCUGUCCGAUUUUUGGGCAGUCGCUUCUUCCAAGAGUUUCAAGGUGGCCGUCAACCCGAAAGCAAGACCCGCAUCUAUGACGUCAACUUCACGGAAGGCCCUGAAGAACCGACUUUGGGUUCCUCAGGGGCUGAGCGAGCAUUUGCCGCUCAAAACCAGAGUCAGGAUGAAGUCGAGCCAGAGCUUGACGCGGAGUUCAUCGAAGUCAUGGUUGCGCAGGAAGAUCAGGAUGCCCUCAUGGUUGCUGGAUUUGAGAACGAGCUCGAGGAGCUAUUUCAAGAUGUACCAGCCCUUCAUGAGGCCAUGUCCAGCUAUGUGGAGGCCCGGCAGCGCUUGAUGGACAAGCGCAAGACACGUGGCUUCUGGCCAGUCAAAGGCGAGAAGAAGGAAUCCGCCAACGUGGCCAUGUCGGCCACGGAAGCCACAUCGUGA